Pseudophryne corroboree (corroboree frog) is the source of this 3138-nucleotide messenger RNA. RefSeq names its product UDP glycosyltransferase 8 (gene UGT8). Gene Ontology annotation, molecular function: N-acylsphingosine galactosyltransferase activity. Gene Ontology annotation, cellular component: endoplasmic reticulum. The transcript has 6 exons. Bases 348 to 1958 code for a protein of 536 amino acids. NCBI's taxonomy places the organism in Eukaryota, Metazoa, Chordata, Amphibia, Anura, Myobatrachidae. Gene Ontology annotation, biological process: galactosylceramide biosynthetic process. The record is from RefSeq and is a predicted model, not a curated record.
CUGAGAGAAAGGAGAGUGAAAGCCAGUGAGAAGGGGAGGACGUCAUACAGUAUCAAGUGUCCAGGCAGAAAAUAACAUCACAAAAAUACUGCAGAAACUAAAAGGACAGAAACCUUCUAGCGAGGAAACGCUUACCAAGUGAGGUCUGGUUAUCCUGCACUCCUCUACCUGUUGCCUCAUCACCUACAGCAGUUCUUCUCACUGGAGAGUGGCAGCUUCUCAUACUGCAAGGGCACUCCAUGAUCCCUCGGCAUACUUACCUCUACUAAUUCACCUCCACUGCUUUGGGGACAUUUAUUUGUAAUAGCAUAUUAAAAAGAGCAUCAUCAGCACAACAAAUAACAGCCAUGAAAUCUUCAGCAUCUCUCACUUUAUUUUUGUGUCUCACUCUUGGAAUAACAAAGGCUGCCAAAAUUCUUGUUGUCCCGCCAAUAAUGUUUGAAAGCCAUCUAUACAUAUUCAAGACUAUGGCCACCUCUCUGCAUGACAAGGGUCAUCAAACUGUUUUCCUUCUUUCUGAAGGCAGGGACAUACAAUCAUCAAGUCAUUACCAAGUUCAGCGCUUUCCAGGGAUUUUUAAUUCCUCCACAUCUGAUGAAUUUCUGCAGUCCAAAAUGAUGAAUAUAUUUUCUGGUAGGUUCACAGCAUUAGAACUGUUUGACAUUCUUGACCAUUAUUCUAGGAAUUGUGACAUUGUAGUGGGUAACCAGGAAAUAAUGCAACGUUUAAAAAAGGAAAAGUAUGACUUGGUGCUUGUUGAUCCAAAUGAGAUGUGUGGAUUUAUCAUAGCCAAUAUUUUGGAUGCAAAGUAUGCAGUUUUUUCUACUGGACUUUGGUACCCUGCUGAAGUGGGUGCUCCUGCACCUUUAUCUUAUGUUCCAGAAUUUAACUCGCUUCUCACAGACCGCAUGGAUCUUCUGGACAGAAUUAGAAAUACCGUUGUUUAUCUUGUUACACGUUUUGGAGUUAAUUUUUUAGUCCUACCAAAAUAUGAAAGGAUAAUGAGGAAAUAUAAUAUUUUACCAACAAGGUCGAUGUACGAAUUGGUUGAGGGCUCCUCUCUGUGGAUGCUUUGUACUGAUGUUGCUCUGGAAUUCCCAAGACCUACACUCCCAAAUGUUGUCUAUGUUGGAGGAAUUCUCACCAAGCCUGCGAGCCAAUUACCCCAGGAUUUGCAGUCUUGGGUGGAUGAUGUGGAUGAAAAUGGAUUUGUAGUGGUCUCCUUUGGAGCAGGAGUGAAAUACUUGUCCGAAGACAUAGCACAAAAACUUGCUGGGGCCUUGGCUAAAUUACGCCAGAAAGUGAUUUGGAGAUUUUCAGGCUCCAAACCUAGAAAUUUAGGUAACAACACAAAAUUAGUGGAAUGGCUACCUCAGAAUGAUUUAUUAGGUCAUCCAAAAAUUAAGACCUUCCUCAGUCAUGGAGGACUAAAUGGUAUUUUUGAAGCUAUAUAUCAUGGAGUACCAAUAGUAGGGAUCCCCUUGUUUGGUGAUCAUUAUGAUACUAUGACCAGAGUACAGGCUAAAGGAAUGGGAAUUCUUCUAGAAUGGAAAAGAAUGACAGAAGAUAAUUUGUACAAAUCUCUUUCAGAAGUUAUUCAUAAUCCCAGUUAUCGUCAACAAGCACUGAGGUUGUCUAAAAUACACAAGGAUCAGCCCGGCCAUCCUGUCACCAGAGCCACUUAUUGGAUCGAAUAUCUCCUCCGCCACAAUGGGGCUGAGCAUCUUCGAGCUGCUACCUAUGAUAUACCCUCUUAUCAGUAUUUCUUGGUCGAUGUUGUAUUAUUUGCCCUUUUUACUGUUAUUUUAAUAUGGUACAUGCUUUCCAAGAUUGUGAAAUACCUGCGGAAGAACAGAAGUACAAAGCAAAGCACUGUUAAUGGAUUUUGCCAUAACGGCAUAGCAAAUGGCAAAGACAAGAAAAAUGGUUAUAUCAGACAUAAAGAAAAAGUGAAAUAAAUAUGCACAGUCCUGGUUUAAAGGAUAAUGCUAAAAGAGCCGCUGCAACAUGGAUUUUAAUUAUUAUCAGUGCUACUGGAGCCUUCAACUCUUCAUGGAAAUAUACCACAUGGUAGGCCCCAGCAAUAAAACACCCAUGGCCAUUCAUUUCAAUCUUUAUUCCACUGCUAUUACUUUUUUCCCAGUUAGUGUAGUUUAGCCUUUCCGAGCACUGUAAGACUUGAAAUAGAAUAGCUACUAACACUUUUAAAUAGCCUCUCUGAUUACCUUGUAGUUAAAGUGUAACUACAGGAGAACAUUCAGCCACCAUUUAUACUAAUACCUUACUGAUAUUGCAUUUUUUUUAUGGAACCACAGUUAUGUAAUUAAUCUUACUUCCUUUUUAAUACUGUAUCCAUGUACAGCAUACUGUAUAAUUUAUAUUUAUUUAGAGCAAAGCAUAUAUUUACAGUAUAUGAAUAUAUUUGUGAUUGUCUUUGUCACACUGGAUAUAUCUACAUAUAUAUUCAUGUAUAGUGUUUUAAUUUUAUUGUAAAGUUAUUUUCAAUAGAAAUUACUACCGUUAAGUAAGAAAGCCACUAAAUUCAGGUUUUAGGUUGGUUUAUUAUUAAUAUGAACCUAUUAAAAUAAAAGGUGUCCAUUAGAUUAAACAAACUACUCCACAAUAGAGAUAAAGUACUGUACAUAUUUUGGUGGAUACAAUUUGUAAACAAAUAUAUAUAUUAUAGCUUGUUUUUGAUAGAAAUUACUUUCUUUAAAUUCAUAUUCUACGGCCGGGAUGUAAUGAAGUCCGAGUUCAGCGGCCAUGUGUGAUAUCGGUCGAACUCAGAUUUUUUUCUUAAAGGGACAAUCAUUUACAAGACAUGGUUUAGCCUUGUUAAUGAUUGCCCCUUUAAACAAAACAUCCGGGUUCGGCCGGCAUCCCGCACGGCAGCUGAACUCAGACUUCAUUACAUCCCGGCCUAAGUGUGCCUAGAAGAAUUCUAUUUUAUGAAUUCAAGCAAACGUAUUAUGCAACCCAUCAAUUUCCUCCCCAUAAAUAAGCCCAUUUUAAAACAUAAGCAGCCAAAGAAAUAUAUAGUCUUAUCAUAUGCAAUUUCAUUCAGCAAAUUGCUAAAAUGACACCUGUCCUGUUCUUGUAAUGUCCUGUUGUUGAUUUCCAAAUGCACCAAAGAACACA